Synchiropus splendidus (mandarinfish) is the source of this 7774-nucleotide messenger RNA. RefSeq names its product eukaryotic translation initiation factor 2 alpha kinase 4 (gene eif2ak4). Lineage: Eukaryota; Metazoa; Chordata; Actinopteri; Syngnathiformes; Callionymidae. The transcript is spliced from 39 exons. Gene Ontology annotation, biological process: regulation of translational initiation by eIF2 alpha phosphorylation; DNA damage checkpoint signaling. Gene Ontology annotation, cellular component: cytosol. Bases 147 to 5117 code for a protein of 1656 amino acids. The record is from RefSeq and is a predicted model, not a curated record. Gene Ontology annotation, molecular function: eukaryotic translation initiation factor 2alpha kinase activity; ATP binding; protein binding.
UCUGCGCCUCUUGUAUUGACAACUGCCACCGUGGUGUCCAGUUUUAGGAACUUUCUGGCUCGUUCAAGGGCUUGUUUUUCAUACAAGAAAGCGCACAGGCGCUGCACAGAGCGGUGCUGCAGCAGCCAUGUAGCCCCAACUGAAGAAUGUCCUGUCAGCAGCCCCAAACACAUGGGUCAGACGACCACUGGGCCCAGCAGGAGAACGAACUGGAGGCGCUCUCGUCGAUAUUCGGGGAUGACUUCCAGGAUCUGCGCAGCAAGGACCCGUGGAAGGUUAAAAGACAUCCUGAGGUGUAUCUAUGUCUGCGGCCCAAUGGGCUGAACCAGGGCCAAGGGUGCUACGUGACCGUGGACUUGCAGGUGAAAUGUCCACCCACGUACCCAGACGUACCUCCAGUGCUGGAGCUUAAGAACGCCAAAGGCCUCUCAAAUGAAAACCUCCUGACUCUUCAGAGUGAACUGAAUAAGCUGGCGGAAGUACGAUGUGGCGAGGUCAUGAUUUACGAGCUGGCCGACCACAUCCAGGGCUUCCUCAGCGAACACAACAAACCUCCGCCGCGCUCCUUCCACGAGGAGAUGCUGAAGAACCAACAGAGGCAGCAGGAGAAGCGAGACCUGGAGGAGCAGCGAAGGAUCGACCAGCGAAGGAAACAGGAAGAGGAGAUGGAGAAACAAAUCAUGGCUGAAAUCCAACGAAGAGAGGAGGAAAAACGAGAAGAGAAGCGGAGAAAGGAAAUUGCUAAACAGGAGAGACUUGAAAGUAUAGAGCAGCCAGUUGUGAACUGCAUUGUCGCAAAGAGUCCUCCUACUCCUGGCAACUCGAUUCUGGACCAGCCAGAGGCGAAGAGGGGCAUCAGCAGCCGACGCCGUACUACCUCUAGCACCCGUCACAGACGUGACACAUUGAAUGAAGACAACCAGCGUGCACAGGAGCUUCUGCACUUCCACAGCAGCACUUUUGGAGAGCUUGUGGUCCACAGGGGGAAGAGUUUAGGGACCAGUGAAAGACUGGGACGCCAUGUUUAUUAUGGAUUUGAGUCCAACACUGGCGACUUUGCCGUGGUGUACGAGUGGUCGCUGUGUUGGAACAAGAGGAUGAGCAAGUUCUUCACCAGCCAGGAGAAAGCUAAACUGGACAACUGUCGGAAGCAGAUCCACGCAGCUGAAAACGAGCUGAACUCCCUGCUGAAACUGGAGCACCCGAACCUGGUCCAGUACAUGGCUCUGCUGACCACUGAACGAGAGGACUGCAUGACGGUCCACCUGCUGUUGGAGCACGUCGCUGGGACCAACUUGAACCAAAGUCUCCUCAGCCAGAGUCCCGUUCCCCUCGACAAGCUCUGCCUCUACGCCUCCCAGCUGCUGGCCGCCCUCGACUACCUGCACUCCAACUCUGUCGUCCACAAACAGCUGGGGGCCUCUAGCGUGCUGCUGGACGUGAAUGGUAACGCACGGUUGACUGAUUAUAGUUUAUCCAAGCGGUUCUACGACAUCUGCAAGGAGGACAUCUUUGAGCACCCGCACGUGCGCUUCUCUGAGGGAACAGUCAUGCCUGUGAAAACGGGUAAAAAGGGGGACGUGUGGAACUUGGGGCUGAUGCUGCUGGCGCUGAGUCAGGGCAAAGAGGUGAAGGACUAUCCAGUGGUGGUGCCUUCCAACCUGCCGACGGACUUCCAGGACUUCCUCCACCAGUGUCUCUGUCUCGAUGAUGCCAAACGCUGGACGCCUCAGCAGCUUCUGGAACAUUCCUUUCUCAAGCCUCAGUCCCCUAAGAACCUCCUGCAAUCCCGGGACACCAGCCCAGAUGAUAUCGCAGUGGACUUUGCGUCGUCCGUCAUCCCUCGCAGUCAAAUCCUCAACGCUCCUUUCAUCUCCGGGGUUCACCGGCAAUUUUCCCGUUAUUUCAAUGAGUUUGAGGAGCUUCAUCUUUUAGGGAAAGGAGCUUUCGGUGCUGUUAUUAAGGUCCAGAACAAACUUGACGGUUGCUAUUACGCUGUGAAACGCAUCCAAGUGAACCCAGCCAGUAAGCAUUUCCGGCGCAUCAAGGGUGAAGUCACGCUGCUGUCUCGCCUGAACCAUGAGAACAUUGUGCGCUACUACAACGCUUGGAUCGAACGGAGUGAGAUUCCAUCCACGGGGGCGCUGAGCGUCACAGACAGCUCUGAGCCGCCGAGCACCGCGGACAAACCCCCACCUGUCAGAAACCUUCUGCCACGACUCAACGAACUGGGAAUCCCCGACAACGUGGAGGACGCCGCUCCGCCUCCCACCCUGUCCAGCUCAGUGGAGUGGUCCACCUCCAUCGAAAGGUCCACCAGCGCAAAAUGCGCUGCUAAUGAAUCGAGUGAUGAAGAUGAGGAGGACGACGAUGAUGAUGAUGAUGUUUUCGGGGCCUCUUUUAUGCCUUCAGAUAGUGACUCACUCAGCGGCAUCGUAUUUGAAAAAGACGAAAGCAACGAGAUGUCUCAGGUGGAGUCAAACAAAAAGCCUGUUACAGAGACGCCGGAGAGCGCAGACUCGGACCAGUCUCCCUACAUAGUUCAUUACCUGUACAUACAAAUGGAAUACUGUGAAAAGAGCACUUUAAGAGACACAAUAGACAAAGGUCUUUAUCAGGACCAGAAUCGUUUAUGGCGGCUAUUCAGGGAAAUCCUGGACGGCCUUGCCUACAUCCAUGAGCAGGGGAUGAUUCACAGGGACUUGAAACCUGUCAACAUCUUUCUUGACUCGCAAGACCAUGUGAAGAUUGGAGAUUUUGGUUUGGCGACAGGCCACCCUGCUAAUGUGGCUGCUGGUAAACUAGAAAUAGAGGAGACAGGCUCUGGAUUGAUACCCAAACUGGAUCCAACUGGUAACAUGACAGGGAUGGUUGGCACUGCGCUGUACGUCAGCCCAGAGGUUCAAGGGAACACAAAAGCUACAUACAAUCAGAAAGUGGAUUUGUUCAGCCUUGGCAUCAUCCUGUUCGAGAUGUCCUACAGGCCGAUGACGACGGGGUCAGAGCGUAUAACGGUCUUAAGUCAGCUACGAACGGAGCUCAUCUGUUUCCCUGAAGACUACGCCACGUACGAGCGAGGGACACAGAAGAAGGUGAUCGAGUGGCUGUUGAAGCACGACCCGGUGAUGCGGCCCACCGCUCAGGAGCUGCUGAAGAGCGAACUGCUGCCGCUGCCGCAGAUGGAGGAGUCAGAGCUGCAUGAGGUGCUGCAGCACACCAUGGCCAACAUCAUCGGCAAAGCUUACCGCACCAUGGUGGGCCAGCUGUUUGCACAGAACACGUCGCCUGUCAUGGACUUCACCUACGACAUCGAUCUCCACAAGGGCACCUUCAGUUUCAACAGUGCCAAAUUGCAGCAGUAUGUGCAUGAGACAAUCACCAGGAUCUUCAAGAAGCACAGUGCGGUGCGGCUGCAGACGCCGCUGCUGCUCCCCAGGAACAGGAAGCUGUACGAGGGCUGUGAGCCGGCCUGCUUCAUGGACCACAGUGGCAUGUUGGUGACUUUGCCUUAUGACCUUCGUAUGGCGUUUGCAAGAUUUGUGGCCCGAAAUAACGUAACGCAGCUGAAGAGGUACAGCAUAGAGCGAGUGUUCCGGCCCAGAAAGCUGGACCGGGCUCACCCGCGGGAGCUCCUGGAGUGUGCGUUUGACAUCAUCACGCCCGUCACCAACAGCCUGCUCCCAGAUGCCGAGACCAUUUACACAGUCUCCGAAAUUGUCCAGGAAUUCCCAGCGCUGCAGGAGCGAAACUAUACCAUUUACCUGAACCACACCAGCUUGUUGAAGGCCAUUCUGUUGCACAGCGGAGUCCCUGAAGACAAACUGAACCAGGCCUCCAACAUAUUGUGUGACGCCAUGAGUGAGAAGCUGACCAAACGUGAAGUGGAAGCAAAGUUCUGCAACUGUUCCCUGUCGACCAACAGCCUGCAGACCUUGUUCAAGUACAUAGAGCAGAAGGGGACGCUGCAGGAGCUGGCGCCACUUCUCACAUCGCUCACCAAACAGAAGACAGCCGUCACCCAGCUGGCCAAGCAGGGCCUCAAGGACCUGGAGGAGCUCAUGGUGUUGCUGCCACAACUGGGGCUCAAGAUGCAGGUCGUGGUGAACCUGGGUUUGGUCUACAAAGUGCUGCAUCACUCUGGAGUCAUUUUCCAGUUUGUGGCCUUCAUCAAGAAGCGCAAGCGGACGGUACCAGACAUAGUGGCUGCAGGAGGCCGAUAUGAUCAUUUGAUCCUGGAAUUCCGAGGCCCAGCUUCCUCAGUCCCGCUUCCUUCUGCCGUCGGCGCCAGUGUAGCUCUUGACAAAGUCUGCGCCGCUGUUGCCAGCAUGGAGGAACCGCCGUCCGUGAGCUCCUGCGACGCGCUGGUGGUCCCUGUGGGUCAUUCAUCACUGUCCAAGGCCAUCAACGUGGUCCAGAAGCUGUGGAGCGCCGGCGUGCCAGCAGACAUUACAUACGAUGUAUCGCAGUCCCAGGACACAUUGUUGGAUCACUGCCGGCUGGCUGGCAUCACCUGCAUGGUGCUGGUCUCGGACAAGGAGGGCAGCUAUGUGAAGGUCAGGUCCUUUGAGAAAGACCGCCAGUCAGAGAAGAGGAUUCCUGAGGUGGACCUGGUGGACCACAUCAUCCAGAAAUGCCGCACCAAAUUCUUCGAGGAGAGGAACAUCAGGGAAAUACCCGACGGCUUGUCUCUUCAGAACCCCAAAGGAUCGCUGCUCAACACCUCAGGCUCAUCGGAGCAGCACGGUAGCAGCGGCACUUUCAACGUCAACGUCAACGUCAUCAGCGUGGAGAAGGUUUCUGCCAGUGUCAGACGGAGAUAUGAGACUCAGAUCCAGAGCAAGUUACAGAAUCUGGGCAGCAACUUGCAGAACAAGAGCAAUGACAUUGAAGUUCUGGCGGUGGACCUGCUGAAGGAAACCUUGAUCAACUUCCUGUCCCUGGAGUUUGACAGCGAUGAGCAGUUCAACAGCAGCGUGAAGACUCUGCUGUCUCGACUGCCAAAGCAGAGGUACCUCAAGUCCAUCUGUGACGCCAUCCAUGAUUUGAAAAUCACCAAAAGGGUGGCUGUGGUGGUCUUGUACAGCAUCAAGGACGACUACUACAAGACCCUCCUCUGAGGGAAUCAUGCGCAGGACCUGGUGUUUUAUUUGACAAGCAGAAAGACAAAUCAGGUCAAUUUUGGAAACGCUGAGCCCCAAAGACAUUUCAAUGGUACCUUGUUGCUGUGACUCUGCUGGACUCCACUGCCUUAACAGAACUGAUGUGAAGUUGUUUUUUUUUACGUUUGUACAUUGGGACUGAAAGUAGAAAUAAAUCACUUUUCCCCAAAACCGUCUUCUUGUGAUGUUGCCGAACACGUUGCUCCUGCUUUGGUGGGAACCUGACCCUGAUGUUUGUUUUAUGGAUCCUUCCGGAGAAGAGUCCCCCUUGAAGUUUAUGAGCCGGCUCUGACGGACAAGUCGGAACAACACGGCGGCCUGAACGGAACUAAUCCAGGUUUUCCAGCUCUCGUCUUUAACUCCGUGAUACCUUUUUGAAUAUUGGGCCGCAGCGGAGAUGAGAGGGUUGCGACUCUUCCCCUGCUUCUGUGGAAGUCCUGGAGCUCAUUCCUCAGUCUUCCUGGCUCAAGGCGAAGCUCUCUGUGGAGAUUUAAUGUUCUCUCCAGUGCUUGACUAAGCUUCCUUCGGGCACUUUAGUCCCCCAGACCCAAAACAUCCCUCAGGUUUAUGGUGGCUCUAAAAGGUCUGCAAGUGUGAGAGCUUGUCCGUCUUAAACAACUCCUGCCCUUAGGAUUUAACCCUUUCAAUACCAGUUGGAUUAUAAAGAACCGGCAUUGAACGGGUUAAAACUAUUGAACUGUAUUUUAAUAUUAAAACUUUGCUGGGGCACCGAAUGUUCUAGGUUACGUCGUUGCUGCCCCAAACAUCUCGGGCCCUGUUGUCGCUCGCGAGAGCACGUUCGUCUCGAUCGUGCCCUAAAUGUUUGCUUUCACGACUUCCACACUUUGUUUCAGACGUUUAUUUCCAAAAAGGUGUAAAUGUUUCGGCCGCUCAUCUACAACAUAUUUACACGCAUCACAAUAAAUAAGGCUGUCGUGAAUAUCGCUGAAAUGGUCUACAGACAUACAGCAGCUUUGGCUAACAACUUCCAAAAGAAACUUUAAACUAUCGUAUUAAUAAAUAAAUCUAUGUGAAAAAAUAAAUAAGUUCAACUAAUUUAAACUACGGUUUUAUUCUUACACAAAAAAAAAAAUUCACUCCCACCGACACAAAUCUUCUAAACUUACUACAACACUUCAGUUGGGAUCUUUUCUCGGGAGGUUUUGGCACUGGAUUUAAGGUCCAUUUAAAAAAAUGUCCUUGUGAUGAUGGGAUGUGACGUCGGUUCGCUCGAGUGGUUACGUGUCUUCUAAUCUGUCCAGAAGAUUCCCGAAACCUGAGGCACUGUAGUGUAAGUGAGUCAGAUUACUGGCGUAACGGCAACCUUGACAAAUCGGUGGGAUUUUUGCCGCUUUAUGAGGCGACCGGAAGUGAAUAUAUUUGAACAACAAAUCAAUUUAUCAUUGCUUUGUCAUCUGUCAGAGACUCAAUCUAGAUAUAGAGGCCAUCGCAAUUGCAAACACUUAUCUUCAUGCAAUGUAUUUUUAGUUUUUGAAGAAGCUGCAGUGGACCAGUUGGAGGGUUUCCGAGCUUCUAGCCGAUGUGGCUUUUGUAUUCUAGCAAGAAUAAGUAACAAAAAGAUGAAUGUGUGAAUCAAGUUUUGGGUGGUUUCAUUUCCUUCUGUACCGUGUUAUCACACAAUUGUUUUUCAUUUGAGUAGUAACUCGGGGCACCAACUUGUAAAUGGCGUGGUGCAGAAGUAUUUUCAGUUUAAAUAAUUUUUUUAAAAAGGAAUUAUUUAAUCCCCACUAGACGGCGCUCUCUGUGUCGAAAUCAUGCAUAGCUUCCGACUAUUUCACAUAAAGCUGGUGGUCAUAAUGUUUUGGAUGAUACACCAGUAGACCACACGGACACACACUUGAGUUUGGGAGGCGUCCCACAGUCUUUUGUGUGGAUAUGAAUCGAUUCAACUCCGAGUUUGAAGUCGGUUUCCUGCUGACAGGAAUGUGACGUUGGUCCUGAAGAGUCUAAAAAAAAAACUGAAGUGUAAAGACAAAAACUAAGUCACACAGGAGUCUAUAAAGCUGCGUAUGAUUCGACGGCUGAUCUGGAGUCAGCUGGAGUGUCAGUCUAUUUGGUCCCAGCUGAUGAAGAUGAGGAUGAGGAUGACAGCACUUCCACAGGAGCAGCAUCCUGCCAAAAAUCCGUUCCACUGCCUCUCUGUUCCGGUCCAAAAGAGGUGGUGCGACCUGCUGGUCAAGCAGAAACUCGUCCAUCCCAGCACAAAAACGUCCUCACGCACUUUGGAGUAUCAAAAAGCCCUUAGCGCGGCGUCCACUCGUUGCACAGCUUGGCUCGGGGGAUGGUCAUCUUGUCCAUGUCCGGAGAGAAGUGGAUGAUCCCGCAGUCGUUCUUCACAUUCUGGAACUUGUUCUCCUUGGAGGGCUCCAUGUAGACCACCGAGUUCUUGUUGACGUGCUUCUUUAGAAUCACCGUCUGACAAGAGAAGUCCUUCGGUUCACUCUACAGAGCAUUUGUCACGGGAUAAAACCGGAGUCUCACCUUCUUGGGGGCGCUGUAGCAGGACAUCUGCACCCACUUCUUCUUCUUGUUGACAAGCAGCGCCACGACGAGGAAGAUGAUGAUGGCCAUGAGGAGGCCGGCCAGGAUCCAGG